Molecule: messenger RNA, 24855 nt
Organism: Xyrichtys novacula (pearly razorfish)
Lineage: Eukaryota; Metazoa; Chordata; Actinopteri; Labriformes; Labridae
Source: the annotation of a GenBank genome assembly
AGUCUGGGCAGGCUGCCAGCCCACACCCCCCACUCCCCACUCUCUCCCUCUCUCUCCCCCUCGAUCUCUCUCUCUCUCUGUGUAUUCUGUACACAGCGAUCCCAGCCUCACAAUGCUGCGUUUACUAGACCAAGUGGCUCAGAAAUUUGCCAUGAUGUCGCUGUUCCCAGACCUUCCUCUCUGUGUUGGACUCUCUCUGUGAGGCGGUUCAGCUCUCACACGGCUCGGAUGGUAGAGCAGGGUGGUCAGCCUGCAAGAGAAGAGAAAGCAACAUCACCUGUGUGGGAAAUCUAGAUCAGCAGAGGACAAUAAAAAGAAGGAGGAGCCGAGUCUUUGGAGAGCUGAGGUCUCACUGUGUCUCCCCAUCCUGCCCUGCUCUCUCUCUCUCUCUCUCUCUCUCUCUCUCUGCCUCACAUGCACACACACAGACACACACUCCCCCUGCCUUUCCCUUCCUCCCUCCCUGUUUGUCUCCUCUGCUCUCCGAUGCUGGUGUGGUGAACAGCAGGACUCUCUUGGCUGAGCUGCAUGGAGGCUCAGGGAGGGGCAGGGAGCCCAGGUAAGAGCCAUUUUUCAUUCUUACUUUUCUCUUUGCUGCCGGUUUUUUACCCUACACAAGCAUAGUUUAUGCAGGGUCUUUGUGCUUUGAAUAGCCUGCAUGCCUUAAAGCAGCGUAUUCAAGGUGCCUCCAACUGUGCGGACACUUCUUCUAUAGUAGAACAGAAUAAUGUGGGUCAGAGGGGCUGCUUUUCAACCAUUUCACCACCCUUUUAUCUGAUUUAGUAGUCAAGAGUAAUUUGCUGACAGAAUUUACCGGUUGGGGUGGACCAGUACUUUGCUUUGUGGAGGGUUUAUUUCUACAAGCUUCAUGUUUAAUCCAUUGCCCUGGCAGUGCAGGUCUUUUUAUAUCCAUACACUGUAGGUCAAGCACACAAAAGGCAGGCUGGUGAUGAAGUUGCAGUACAAUAGUGGUCCAUAUGAUCCUUUGUGUAAAGUCCAUCCAGAGAAGCCUACACUGUCUAGCUCUGCUGCACAAUGCCUCAUUGCAACUAUUGCACUAAUACACAAAAAGCUGCAAAGGAUGAUCAAUUGAAUGUUUAUACAAAGGAACAGAGUGUGGUGGGGUACACUGAGGUCUUAAUGAAGAGGCACAAAGUAAGUCAAAGCUGUGAGAGGGUACUUUUUGUGUGAGCGAGCAUCUCAUGUUAAGCAAAAUGCUGCUUCAUUAGCACCUUGAAUUAAAAAAGAUAAUACACAGGGUCUUGCAAAAGUCUUAACCACCUUAAUUUUUCAAACCUUAUGUUAAAAGUCCACAUAAAUAUAGAGUCAAAUGUGGUUUUACAUCAUGGAUAAGCGCAAAUUAGUCCAUGAAUUUCAAAUAGAAGGGAAACUUUGCAUGAGGGCAAAAUAUCUUUUUAACAAUCCAUUGUUGAUGUUUUACAAGGUUAUUGAACAGACUGAAAUUAAAAUAAAUACCGAUAAAUCUUUAAGAUCUGUGGAAGUUAAAGAGACCGUCAGACAGAAGACUGACAAAUUCUUUAUUGGCAUUUCAGAUGCCUUUAACUGCUGAUGCAGGGUAGGUGUCAAAUUAUGUAAGUCCCUGCAAAACAGCCUUUUUUCACCCUGCAUAUAGUUUCCGAAAAGCAGGGUUGGAUUUGCAGUGAAAUUAAAGGUACCACUUCAUCCACAGGGAGGCGGCAAAAUCAACACAAAACAAAACUUUCCUCUCAGGAGCUUUAAAGCUCAAGUGGGAAUUUUUUUAUUGACAUUUGUUAGAUAUACUGAAAUUCAUACAGAUGCCUUUUUAUGGUGUACAAAAGUAAACAAGACUAUUGGUAUGACUGGCAAGUUUCAUGGUGUUAUUUGUAAUGCCUCGUACAGGUGUGAAGGUCAAUAUGUGAGUCAAGCAGCAACAGUACAGCCCUCUUUUCACAAUGUCUAUAUAAAAUAUUGACUGUCAGAAGUCAGCAGGACCAGACUUUUUGUCAGAAGACACUACUUAAGUGGCCACAAGACACACAAACCAAAAGUUCCUGUCAUUUGUGGAAAAUGGAAGUAAUCUGAUUCAUAGGCACACUAUCUUCAUAAUUGUGUGAUAAGGUCAGCACUUUGUUCCACUUCCUCUCAUUUAUUUACAACAUAUACCAACGUUGACAUCUGGAAUAACCUACCCUCGACACAGUGGGAUAUUAUAUGGAAUCAAUUUAGAGCUAACAGCAUUGUGAUAAUGUAUUUCAAGGCAAGGUUGUCAAGUGCCGUACAUACACAUUUUCUAGUCAUGCUUAGAGUUCAGCCUCUAACAAUGCAAAGAACUGAGAAAUAAUUCACUUGGUAUCUUCAUAACUCAGUCCCUGUGCACAAUUAUGUACAAAAAUGCUCGUUUCAUUCUAUGCAGCAAAACAUAAGGGAAAAAAAAUAGUACUAUAAAUAGAUUGCAAUCAGAGAGGACAAGGAGUGACCUAGCUAAAAGGGUGCCCAGAGAGGAUUUUAAUCCCCUUCUGCCUGCACGGUGAGCACUGAUUGAUUUAUUGAACCAAGACACUGAGUUUGAUUCAACUUUUGGCAAAUGUACAACGCAUCACUCUCCCUCUCCUCCAUCUUUCUCCCUCUCUCUCUCCAUCUGUCUGUCUGCAGAGGGUGUGCUGAUUCAUAGACAGUCAUGGCUAACAGCUUGAAUAAGGGUCAGACAUAACCUGAACAGACCAUGCUCCUGAUAGCUGACUGAACUUACACCAGCAGUAUCAUUUAUAUUCUGGUUUCUUCACAGCUUGCUCAGCAGGUGGUUGUUCAGUCAGGCCGUGGAUGCGUAAAUCCCCUCCUUCACACGGGGAUAACACUCUGACUUUCAUGAAAACUCUAUUUCUUUUCUCAUUAAUGUCCUGACUGAGUCAAACUUCUUUUCCAACAAAAAUAUUAGGGGAUGUUUCCAAAAAUGAGAAAACAGUGGAGUUUCUUUUCUCCAUGUGAUGGCCAUGUGUUUUCUAUAUUUUACAAGUAAAGCAAAAUUAGCUCAUCAAAACCAUCACAAUAGGGUUUUUUCCUUCCAUGUGACUGCAAUCGCUCAGAGGCUCUACUGUUCUUGACAUGACAUUUCCCAGAUUUUUUUAACAGCGAAAUUAAACCACGGCUUGAUGGGGGCAUGAAAAACUGCCUCAGAGCAAUGGUACAAAGGUCAGGUACUGUAAUGAGUCCUUCAAUCUGUGUUUGCAGAAGAAGGUGAUGGAAAUGGAAACCAAAGCUAAUACAAAUAUUGAACAAAUAUUUCAUUAUACCAGCAGAGGUAAUGCUGAACUCCCUUCAGUUUGUUCAGCAGAGAAAAUCGAUCAACACCCCGACGAUGAACAGCAGGCCUCUCAGCUUGGACCUAGAAUUCGUCAUUUUCUGCCCCGUGCUUGGCUGUGACACACAAGAAAUUCAACUGUGGAGUAACAUACUGCAAGUAGCAAAAGCUCCACCAGCCAUCUGCCAUCCUCCAAGAGCUCUGUGUGUUAUCAUUAAAAAACAGUACUUACACAAAUUUGCCUGAUUAAUAUUUUACACAGAAAGAAAAGUUAGUUUUUUUUCCCUUUUGCUGUCAAUUGUUUGAAUGUAGUUCUGGUUUAUUAUUUCCUUAUUAGCAGAACUUCUGCCAGGUGCAUGUUGGUAAUGAAUGUAGUUAAUGUUGCAGGUUUAGUCUCCUGAAUAUUUGCAGUUAAAUAUGCAAAUUGUCAGAACUCCUGCUCAUACCUCAUGCAGCCAAAGCACACACCCUGCUGUGUUUUCAGCUGUUUCAAACUGACAAACAGAGGUUUUGCAGACUCUUGCAUUUCAAGGGAUGCUAUUUUAAGUGCCCUCUAUUUUCAGACUUUGUUAACACCCUGUGAAGACAUUUUUUUCUAUUUUUGAAUGGAUGUUUGAGAUGCUUUUUCAGCUGACUGUGGUGAGGAGCAUGUCAAGCAAACACAAAAACACUUUAAUUUAACAAGUAUAGAAUUUAAGUCUGCAUAAAUUACAAAUUUAAAACACCGUCAACUUGCCCACACACAGUUGAUGUAAACAGACGAUACAGGAUUGACAGAAUGCAGUGUGUAGGCUUGUGUGGAGUGCACAAGCUAUAAGGAGCUGGGCUGAUAAUAAUAGGUGGUAGUGGUAUUUGACACCACAAACAUCCUGUAGUAAAUGGUUACUUAUCACUUUUCUAGUCUUUUCAAGCACUCAAAGUGCUUCUACAGCUCUUGUCACACUCAUCUAUAUCCACACCACAUCAUACAUUAAUGUCAGAGGGUGCUUCUGUAGGGGACCACUGGUGGGAACUAAUUCAAUUUAUAGUCCUGCACACACCUCUGACCACUUCACAGAGAGGUGUUUCCCUCAAAGAUACUUCAACAGCAGAAUCAAUAUCGGAUUUAUUGGCCAAGAAUUCGUACACAAAUGACUGCAGGAGAAGGUAUCAAACCAGAGUCGACUGCACCACUGAGCCACAGCUGCCCCGUAUUGUUACAAUACAAUAAGUUUUAAAUAUUUCAGGUUUUUCAGAUGCAAGAAUAAAGUGCAAAAAUCUAGGCCAAUAUCAGAAACAGUAAAACAAUUCCAAAUAAAAUCACCCACAACAUUUCCGUUUGACAGUAUGCACCAUCUAAGCAAAAAAUAGACAGACUGGAGCUGAUGCAGUCAUACAGUAAAGAAGAAACAUUUGCAUCUUGGAACAUCUUGGAUAAAAAGUUAAAUGAUCUACAAUCAGCAUGAAAACAGUUCUGAGACCUUCAUAACCCACUUCCGACACCUAAGUACAAAAAUGGUCUAAUUUAGUGCUUAAAGCCACUGUUUGAGACUUUGGUUUCUGUCCAUUUUAGUACAUCCUGCUGAUCUUGAAAGUCAAAUAUAUCAUUUAUUGUGAACAAUAUAAAUGUAAACAGAGUAUUGUUUCUUCAGCUGCUAAGCUAACUGUUUCUCUUGCUUUCACGCACUAAAAAAAUAAAAAAUAAAAGAAUAGGCUAAUGGUCAAUCUUCACACUGAUUAUCUUGUUUGAUUUUCUAUAGGCUUUUGUAACAAAGCAUACAGGAGAAUCAAAGUUAAUCGCAUCAUCAUACAGAAGAAACUGAAACUUUAAAUGGUUCAACAGUAAAAUCAAUCAAAUACAAAAACCUGCACAUACAUAAAUGGUCACGUGACUCCUGGAGCAACAUAAUGUAAACAGACGGCAGAUGCUAGCUGCUACCAGACUGUAGAUAGAAUAGACGCCAUCUGCCUCCUCACUGGGUGAAGAGAACAGCACCAUCUGGUGAUGGGCUGCAGUAUAGAUCAUAAAUCCGGCCUCUGCCAGCCAUCCUCAUGGGGCUGUGGACAAACUUAGAAACUAAUUGCACAGAAUAUAUAUUUUUUCUCCCCCCUGGUGGUGAUGCUGACAUGUAGUUAUUGUUUGUGCUCAAGUCUCCUCUUUUCUGUGUAGCAUCGUUUUAAAAAGUUAUUAGGGGGUUCAUGUUUUCUAUGAUUGACAUUUGAUACAGCUUAUGGGUGUACGCCUUUUAUCGUUUUUGAUUUAAAAUAAUCCAGGAAAAUGUACAGCACGUCAAGAAAAGCAAAUAGGCACGCAUCUCCUAGUGUUUCUAUUCAAUAGCCAUGACUGAUAUCUCUAACCUUUCCGAUAUCUCUAACCUUUCACUCCUGUUGCCUCAUCUCACCCUUUCUUGCCUUGCCUGUGUUCUUGUAGAGCCCAAUAAAGACAUCCAGAAGCUGCUAAAGCCCUCCAGCUCAGGUGACCUCUCCAAGGAGCUCUUCCAGCACCCUGUGGUGGGGGAAGAGGAGGGCAGCCUGUCAGGGCACACUGCGAGCCUGCUGCACAUCACCGAGAAGAGACGUGAGUACAGGAGGUAGAGAGUGGAUGUGUAACAGGCAGUGAUGAAUAUUCAUUGAUAAAGAGGUGUGAAAGAGUUGUUCAGGGCUCAUUGUGGAUGCAAAUGCCUUCAAUUGAGGAGGUGAUGAAAAAAGUUAAUAAGGAGGUGAGAAAGUAUCUUCCUCCUUAGAAGAGUCUCCAGUAGUGGUCACCAAAAGUUUAAUCAGCAGAUGGAUAUAGUAAGAAACUGUGAUAUCAGGUGACCCACUGUGGAGAACUAAUGCAUUAGCCACAUAUUUUACAUUUCUCUUAGUUUGAUCUUUGCUGAUGUUUAAACCUGCUGAAUGAUCACGGCCUCUUUGAGGUAUUCUGGUCCCACAUUCUUAGAGACCAGUGCAGCUUAGACUUGGUUGAAAAGACUCAUUGUGCACCCGUCCCGCAUAGAGGCUUCCCUGUAUGUGCCAGAUUCAGGGCCAAGAGCUCAAGACCACAGAGACGGAUACUGGAGCUGCAUGGGUGACAAGGCAGCCUUUAUCUGCUCCACUAACUAAACACUGCUUCAGAGAGACAGCUCAUCCAGACGCUAAUGUCUGUGUAUCUGUGACUGAGAGUGACCUACUAACAAGCCAGGCCACCUGGUAGGUCAGCCUAAAGUAAGUGAAGCAAGGGGGCAGAAAAGAGAUCCCCGCUGCUCCACAAAAUGCUCUUCAAAUCCAUCCCAAAGAUAUUAGUUUCGACAAUGUUAUCGCUUAUGUUACAUUAUUAAUUCUCCUAUUAUUGUAGAACCAGGAAUCACAUUAAAAAAAUGUUACAGCUCCUGAAUUUUUAAAGAUAUGGUCCCUAGUGGGAUAGGGCCACAUUGCAGUAUUACUGUCAGUGCCACAGAAAGAAAAAAUCCUGUAGUUACAGCAGGAGGGCCAAAGUUGCCCAUGGAUUAUCUAGAAAUAUUUUUCAGUCCAAUACUCCCGAUAAUAUCCCACUAAAGAGAAAGUUGUUAGAUGCCUUGUUGCAGCUACACGAUGGAAAUACAUUUAUGCGGUACAGGUGCAGCUGGCAGUACUUACAAAGCUAUAAAUCUGCAGUGCGGAGAGCUGGUCUAUUAUUAUUUUUGUUUGGGUGGAUGUGAAAUUGAUGGCAACUACUGCAAAGUCUGAGAGCCAAGAAAGGGUUGUCCAUAUUGAUUUUUAAUCAGAAACCAGCUGUCAGAUUGCCAAAGUGAGACAUUUUUUAACCAAAAACUGUUUAUUUUACAGCUUGAAUUAAAACACACACUCAUCUCUUUUUCCUCGGUAUGCUUUAUUUAUCGAACACUUUUGGCUAAAUCUCCUUCAUCGGGGGGUUUUAAAUAAAGCAUGAUGCACGGGAGUGGAGUUUUUUUGACAUGCUCAGUGGUCUGCACUUCCCUGCAUGUGUGUGUCCUGAAAGUUAGACAGCUUCAUUUUCCAGUCAGUAAUCAGCAGGAGAAAAUAGCUGAACAAGGAUAAGAAAGUGGAUGGGUCCCUGACUGUACGCGGGAGGAAAAUCACCUCCUGCAAAAUUUAUUUCUAGAGGGAAUCUCUCGAAGUCGACUAGCAUCUUUUUCAAAACCACACAGUAGUAAAGAAGUAAGAUUGCACUGAUCCAGCAUGGACAGCUCUCCUCCUCUGUCCGGUUUUCUGUCUCCCAAAUGUGGACCCCUCCCUCUUCCCAUCCUCCUUCUUUGUUCCUUUGGUUCAAGACUUGCACGGAGACUGAGGAAGAAUAAGGGAAAAUAAAUUAAAGGAAAUGCUUUUUAUAGAACAUCAAAUUGACAGCAUGAGAAUUAUUAUUUUCUCUCUGUGAUAUUGUGAGAUUAAAAACGCCUUACUGCAUUUUCUGUUAAUUUUCAGCUAAACCUUUAUUUCACACAAAUUAACUACAAAGCCGUGAUUAUUAAGCAUGAUGUGAAAGCUAUGCUCAUAGACAAAAAUACUUCAAAAAAGACUUUAAAUGGAUGUGAAGGCACAUUUUCAGCUGUAUGGGUUCACUGUAAGAAGAGAAAGUGGUCCAUUACAUCAUCUCUUUGCUUCAGACACAAACUGUCCGUUUUUUUCUUCUUUGAGUCUCAGCGUGAAUUCUUUAUUGUCAGUCAUCCCCGCUGGCGUCUAGUAGCUCUCCUGAUCAGCCUGUGAGAAGGAGGCAGUUGUUUCAGUGUGUCUGCCUGAGAGAAAACGUACUGAUCAAUUAUUCAAAGAGAAAGGGUGUGGAAGAGGGGGAAAAAAAGAGAGGGAGAGGAGGUGGUUAAAAAAGCAUAUACAGUCAAAAGGAAUAAUCAAGUGGAAAUAAUGGCAGCAAAUAAUGCAGUGUUUUGCUUUACAUAAUGCUUUCCUCCCUCUUCAUCUUACUCUUCCUCAUCUUCUCUUCUCCCAUCAUCCCGCCCCUCCCUUUUUCGCUUUAUCUACUCCCCCACAAUUUCUAGCCUCCCUGUCUCUCUGCCUCCUGCCUCUUCACUUGUCCUGAAAGAGGUGAAAACCUCUGAUAGCUGCAAGCAGGCAGCUUCAAGCCUGAGAGAGAGGUAAAAGAAUCACAAACACAGUGAAGAAGCAAGCUGAAGUGAGGAAAAUAUGUGAAGAAUAAAUUGGGGUUUUUUUUUAUUCUUGUCUUCCAAUAAUGCUGUUUGAUUAUGAGCGGUGCAGUGGUUUAUGGUGCAACAAUAGAUUCUGGUCACUUAGCAGUUAAAAAUAUAGCAGUGUGCAGCUUCAGAGCCUUCAAAAGAAUAAUAUGAUUGUUAACCAUAAAGGAGGAGUCAAGCUUUAGGCUGCUCUUAAAGAACCUAAGAGAAAAUGUAGAACUAUAAAUAGAAAGAGAAAGAAGAUGGAUGUUUGUAACGCGCCAAGAUAGGCUGACACAAGACUCUAAUGUGGGCAAGAAAAUCGAUAACUCGUUCAGUAUCCGAGUGGUCACCUGUAGAAUGACAUAGUAGUCAAUAUGGAGUAGCAUACAAGUUUCCAUGCUUACAGCGAAGACUGAAGCUGGAGCUACAAAAAACAAACCAGUUUUUAUCACAUCCCAAGCAGUGUUGGAUGGGUUUCUUAUAAAAGUAGUUCGCUACAUUACGAGAAUGCACAGACAAAAGUCACAUGUCACAAUGAAAAUCUCUCGAACCUCUGGCUCCCCAUGCUGAUCAGUCACAUUGUUCAGACGACAUGGAGCUUACUGUACAACUACCUUAUAAGAGUACAGAGAUUAUCCACUCCACAGCUAUUGUAUAAGCAAAUCAGCAGCUUAUAAUCUUUACACCUCUUUAUCAUGUGACUAUCUGAGAUUGAACUGGGCAAGGACACUCUGUGUUAGCACAGCUGUUUCAAUGAAAACAUAGCAAAACAGACUUGACUGGAAUCAUGUUCCAGAAUGCAGUUAGUUGACCCACGGAAAAGGUCAGAACUCAAAAACAGUUUUAGUCCAAAUGUGAUUUAGGUGCAGAGGCUUUAUUUUAUCACGGGUAGCACAGUGCAUCCGGAAAGUAUUCAUACCACUUCACUUUUUCUACAUUUUGUUGUGUUACAGCCUUAUUCCAAAAUUGAUUAAAUUCCCUUUUUUCCUCAAAAAUUCUACACAAAAUACCCCAUAAUGACAAAGCAAAAAACUUUUUUUAGAACAUUUUGCAAAUUUAUUAAAAAUAAGAACACUCAAAUGUUGCAUAUACAUAAGUAUUCACACCCUUUACUCAAUACUUGGUCGAAGCACCUUUGGCAGCGAUUACAGCCUCCAGUCUUCUUGUGUCUGAUGCAAAAAGCUUGGCACACCUGGAUUUGGGGAGUUUUUCCCAUUCUUUCUUGCACAUCCUCUCAAGCUCAGUGAGGUUGAAUGGGCAGCGUCGGUGCACAGCUUCUUUCAGGUCUUCCCAAAGAUGUUCAAUCGGGUUCAAGUCUGGGCUCUGGCUGGGCCACUCAAGGACAUUCAGAGACCUCUAGUAACUGGUGCAGGUGUCCGUAGCUGUUGCAGUUCCCCAUUAGCAUUCAGCGACAAGCAGCACAUUUGUCUAGUCUUGUUUCCUCUCCUCCCGAAACUGGACCAAAAGCUGUUGCUGUGUAGGAGCCGUAGCACCAUCCGCUGUCAUCCGUCUCCUCCUUAGUGAACCUCACCACCAGCGUUGCAGAGCUGUGUUUAGUCUACAAAGUUCUUUGUACCUGACAAGCUUUUGUCCUCCAUGCACAGCUAACAUUCACCCUGAUGUGUUCUGGUCUCUUUCAUCCAGAGAUGAAUUAGCUGGCUGAGAAAGUGCAGUGACAGGACCGUGUUUAUCUUCUGUGUGUGUGUGUGUGCAGCUACCUGCCAUGAAAUAAGAGGGAAACAGAAGGCAGUGAAAAUGCUGAUUUUUGCUGUUGAGAAAGAUUCUUCAAGAUUUUACUUUAAAACACGGAAAGAAUGUGACAGAUUUUUGAAACUACAGAAGAAAUAUGUGAUUUUAAUCGUAACAGCAAAAAAAUAGUCUGAGUACUCAAAUGCUUUACUCUCAACACUGGUCCUCCUCAGAUAUCUUAAUUAUCAGUGAUUUUUGAUGUGAAAUCUGAAGUGGAAAUAGAAAUAAAAUUUGAAGAAAAAUUCCCAACAUAGACUUAGAGAAGAAGUAUAGGGGGACUGGACCUGAGGUCUGUGGGAUCCCGCAAGUCAACACAGGCAAAUUUUUAAUCUCUGUGGUGGUGUUUAUAAAACAGCCUGAAGUUCAUGCUGCUUUAUGACUUUAAAACUACCCUGCUUCCGACAUCAUAUUCAUGCUGUUCAACUCCCCAGUCAUUUGAAGUGAUAAGUAUGCACAGAAGGGUUUAAUACAUUUUGAGUGUGUGCACAUGCAAGAGAAAUUUGAUUUCCAGUCACAUCAUCUGGGUCUGUUGGUUCAACUACCGACAAAUUGAGGUGAUGCAAUUUCAUUCAGCCAACUAAAAUGUUCUCCUCCUGCUUCAUGUGUUGAAAUGUAUUUUAAAAAUCCAGAUUUUGUUGGACUAACUCAAUAAAGUGAGAUUUUUAAGCAGUAAAUGUACUGACUUUGUCCUCAGGCGUUGACAUAAUCAACACAAACAGCCUUAAGGGAAGAUAAUAUAACACAGGGAUACAUUCUGAGCUAUCUUUUGUCGGCUUUGAAGCGUAGUUAUUUAACGUUUACCAUCUGAAGGAUUGCUGUACUGAGACUACUGUACUGUACUCCCCUCUUUAAAUUUUCCUCCUGGGUCUUUUUUUGUUUGUUUUCAGAAAUCUUUUUUGCCAUUUUCUCCCCAUUUUUAUGUAGGUUAAACUCCUGAUACAGAGUGUUUACAUGUUCAACACAGAGCCAAUGGAUUUAAAAUAUUCAUGUAUGCUAUAUUAACUCGGGUCACUGCUGCCAUGUGAUCCAGUUCUGGUUAUGAUAGUAAAACUGGUCAUGACUGUCCAAAAAGGGUUUUGGGGGAAAUAAAGGAUAGCUGGUCUGUUUGUUAAAUCAUCCCGCUCAACAGAAGCUCAUCAGGACUUGAAUCUCCCAAGUCGCUAAAAAAUUUUUUUUUUUUUUUUUUCGUUUUUGCUGUUUUGUAUUCUGUUGAAGUCACAGCCGCCUAUUUUUCAUUCCAUGUGUCUGCUGGCAUCUCUGGUGUUGAGCGUUUUAAUGAAACAUGGCAAAAUAAUCAGCCGCUGCUUGAGAAUGAUUAUCACUCUUAAAAUCAAUACACGCCCGAUCAGGAGGACAAUGCAGGGAAUUGGAUGGAGCAGCAGACACACAGAGCAGCGGGAGUGUAGCCCUGCUUUGAAAACAGCCAGAAACAAUUUAUAAACAGCCUUGAAAGCAGCAGGCAAACAACACGGGUUAAUAACAGCUUUCAAACUGUCACACAACCCGUUGUUUUCUUCAUAAAAUCACGCCCACAGACAGUCAGUGAAAUGUUUGACUCAGACUUGAUGUUACUUGGCAGAUAUCCACAGCUUUACAAGGUGGCUCAAACACACCUCCAUCUGCUUCAGUGCUAUCUCUGCACAUCUUCAUCACGAUAAUGGUCAGUAAUGGCAGAUUUGUUCAGCCCUAUUACACAGAAAUGGCUCCUAAUUCAGGUGAAGCAGAUGUGCUGGUAUCCUUGUUGUGCUUCUUCAUAUGUACCAAGAAGUUGAAUAUAUACAUACCAUUAAAAACUCUGCUUUGAGGCAGCCUGAUUGGAAUGCUGAGCCCAGCACGUUGAUGCUCUCCUCAUGUAAAUAUGACCCUGCUGUUUGCUGCGGUGCAGCUUGUGCAGAAAUGAACAGGUGCAACACUCCCAGGAGAAAGAUAGAGAUCACAAUGCAUUCAAGAACUAGCUAUUUUCAUCUCCACUGACUUCAGCUCUUGUUUCAGCUCUUUAGUCACUGCUUGUGCCAAAACGCAGGUGUCACCCUGAGACGGAGGCACCCUGACUAUAGGGAGCUCAGACGCAGAUGUGAAAAAUGUUUCCAAGGGACACUUAACAUGCAUGACUUAUUUUUUUUAUUUUUAUUUUUUACUACUUUAUUGCAAGGCUUCUUUCUUUCACAAACAUAGUCAGGCUUUCAUUUUACAAUAUUAUACCUUACAUUUUUUUUCUCUUCCUUCCCUUUUUUUUUUUUUUUUUUUUAACAUACAGAAAGUAAAUAACAACCAAAAAGUAACCAAAUCGACAUAUCUCCAAAAAUAAGGCAAAACAUACAAGCAAACAAACUGCAGAAAAUAAAUGCAUAAAUAAAUAAUAAAGUGAACUAAAUAUAAUUAAAUAAACUAAAGAAAACUGGUAGGGGUAGGGGUUGGUGCAUGUAUGUGUGUUCGUGUAUCUGUGUGUGUAUGUACAUGGAUGUUAGAGUUGGGGUGGGGACCUUUUAAUCCAUCUCCUUAAUUUGAUUAAAUAUUUCUACUGUUUUUGUCAACCUUUCUUUGUGGUAUAGCUUGUUCCAAAUAUGCAUUUUUUCCCUAUUCAUUAACAUUAGCCUUUCCAUCUCUAGACAUUGUUCUGCUGUUAAUACCCAAGCCGUUAAUUUUGGUUGAUCUGAUUGUUUCCAUGCUUUGGUCACCUGUUUCAUAGCAGUUGUUCGACUUAUUUAAAACAAGAGUAAAUGUGAUCUUUGUUGAAAUCCAUUUUACAACCGCACCACAAGUGCCUGCAUUGAUCUGUUUAUGGGUACACAGUAUAUUCAAUAUGGAGCUGAGGAGGAGGUUUAUGUUCAGAGGAUAGCUAUGAGGUCCCAGUACUCCCACCUCUAUUUAAAGAGCCACUUUUCUUCUGCACUGUCAGCAUGAGCAAGUGCAUCAUCUUUUUAAUCUCUCGACUUCUCUUGUUCUCUUCUUCUCUGUUUCAUAGAACCACUGAGUAGUGUGUCUUCUCUGGAGGUGCAUUUUGACCUUCUGGACUUGACUGAGCUGACUGACAUGUCGGACCAGGAGCUGGCUGAAGUUUUUGAUGACUCCGAUGAGGCGAACCACAAUGAUUCUCCAGCAGGUAAUAGUGAAACGCAUACGUCCCCAUCAUAAAUGAAGAGGGCACUCUCACAAUGUAUAGACAUAAAUUUAUAAACUGUAUAAACAUCUGCCUUCUUUUUGUUUGUCUUUUGUUUAUAUUGAAUUUAUUUAUAAAAAUUGAUAUAUAAAGUUAUUCUUAUUCUUACUCUUAUUCCCAAAAGCGUGCACAGGUUUUAAUCCGUGCAAGAGUUGAAGCAAAUCUGUGGGAACUUCCUCUUUGCUUCCUCGAGCUUCAUUUUUUUUUUUAAGUUUUGGUUGUUUUAGUGCUUUACUCAUAUUUUGAUUGCUGAGGGAAGAGUUUGCCUAAUUUAAUUGUCCCCUGCAGUCCUUUUAUUCUUGUCUUAAGAGUGUGUGAGAGAGAGAGCGAGAGAGGGUGUGGGGAGGAGCAGAAUGAUCUUUUUAUAUGAUUAUGGCCUAGCAGGGUCCUUAAAAGGGCAGCUGAGCUGUAAUGGUUCCUUCAGGGACUCAUAACAACGCAUAUUUCAAGUGCCAUGGACAAACCCAACCUGGAGUAUAAAAAAAGACUUAACUUGCUUUUCUAAGCUGGCCUACUCUGCUUGAUUUCUAUGAGAAAAUAUAUGUUUUAUUCAGAUCCUAUCCAAUAAUUACAUAAAAGAGCUGCUACUUGGAUUUGUAGGAAAGAAAUGAAGCAGAUAAAUUAAUCAGAUGCAGCUCUGGGAUUUCACGCACAUGUACAUGCAUAUAAAAGGGGAGAAAGGGUUCAACCAGCGUGCACAUCACAGCAGCAGGUACUAGAUAAAGGUUAGCAUGUCUUUCUGCCAGUUUCCAAAAGGAAGCACAAAAUCUUUGCCAUGUUUUAUUCAUGUCCUGAGCCUCAUCGAGCAUGCGGACAGUGAACUCUCUCCUCCUCCUCUGUCACUCUGCCUCUCAGCCUGCACUCAGGGUUUCAAGAUUUUAAGGUCCACUGAAAGUGUCUUGUACAUUUCAUGCGUGGACCGUGGCGCUCAAAAAGUUAAUAUCAUCAUUUCUGGAUAAAAAUGUCAGCCUUUUACUUUUGAUUCCAGUGGUUAUGAAGGAUGUAGCCAAAAAACUGUUGAUUGUAAGUGUGGUAGCAGUAAUGGGUUUAAAAUGUUAUUCAUUGCUCUGGAAAUGAAGCAGACAUAGUCAUGACGGUGAUUAAACUAACGCCUAAAGGUGGCUGGAGGCCAAUCACAUUAUGUAUGCAGAGAUUUUAACGAAAGAUUGAUUUACCACUCCGCUGUUUUAAUACAGUUUAACACAGAGCUGAGCAAAUCUAGUCUGGUAGUCGUCUUUAAACUUAAGAAACCAGGAUUUUGUAUUUAUCUGCUGCCAUCACUUUUCUCUUUUCUCAUCAUUUUAAUCAUCUCUUCCUUGUCCAUUACAUCUUUCCCUCUGUUUCUUCUCUUUUCUGUUUAUUGCUAAUGUUCCAUAUCAUUGCACAGCUUGUUAAGUCUGAGUUAUUGUCUCAGCGGGCCAUCUGGGCGGCGUUCGGCUGUCUGCAGCUCCAAAGCCAGUUAUCAAAAUCAAAGAUGUGAAAGCUGGAAAACAGGCUUUUUUUUAUCCUCACACAUAAUCAUUAUAACUUGAUACGCUGCAGUUGUUAGUUACUAGCUACCUUCCAUACCUUUCUAGCAUUAUUACAGAGCAGCAUACAUCAAAGUCUUGUUUCUAAAUGAUCCACACACAAGACAUUUUGAGUUAAAAUACAUCUGGGAAAGAGUGUGUUCGGUUUGUCAAUUAAAGCUCCAGUCAGGAACUUAAAGUUUGUGUUUGGCGCCCUCUGUGGACAAAACUGUCUUUGAUACUCUUGAGCAGGGGUGGGCAAUUAAUUUUUACAUGGGGCCACACGAGAAACCUGAACUGUGUUGGAGGGCCGAACCAACAAUAACUUAUGCAUUUUACAAGCAACUUCUGAGAGAAACAAGCCUAAAGUCGUUUAUAAUAAGUGGACUUCGCAACUAAAAGGCGUCUAUGUAUAUUUUGCCGAUGUUUAAACUUGUCUCUGUUCACGUCCAAACGGAAAUAAACCAACGGCUAGGUUUUCAAAAUAAAAGCAACACACUUGCAUGUUGAUGAUUUCAUUGAUGGACCUUACAAAGGGCUGGGCAGGGACAUCCAAAGGGCCGGAUGUGGCCCAUUGGGCUGUAAAAUGCCCAGGUCUGCUCUUGAGGAUAAUAAUAAUUAAAACAAAAGUAAUAAUGAUAAUAGUUAUAAUAAUCAUAAUUAUAAUGAUAUUUAUGUAACACCUUGAAAUACAAAAGUUAACAAGGUGCUUUGAUGGACAAAGUAGAAUAAAUAAUAAUUAUAACAAUAGAGAAGAAAUAAAUCUAUAUCACAACACAGUCAAGUGCAGAUCAUAAAAGGUACGGUCAUAGCAAAUAAAAAGGCAAAAAAUUGAAAAAUAAAUGCAUUUUGAGGAAAAGGAAAGGUAAAAGGAGGAAAUUUCAAUGAUCUAUUUUAGCAUUUUUCACAGUGUUAUUAACCUCGACAGAAUUUUUCUGACUCUCAAAACUGUUUAAAUCCUCUGUGUGGUUGUGUGCUUUUUGGUGAUGUACCUGAUUAAGUUGUUUUUUUUUUGUUAGAGAUGACAGAGAAACGAAAAAAGCACAGCUAAGAGUCAAACAGGUAAGCAGCAAAAAUAUAGCUGAUACAUCUCCGUAAAUUCAACAUCUCCUCCAGAAUAGCAGUAUUUCUAAAAUUUCACUGUAUCUAAUAAAUCAUGCUAGAAUCAUUCAGUAAUCCAGAAAAUAAAUGAACACUGAGAUGUGUUCAGCUGACUCUAUGGACUUCAUGACUGCUUAGCAAAUAGUCUAGAUUAAAUACCUACAAAAGUAAACAUACCCGUUGAUGCUGUCACAGAAUCAUAUUUUAAGUUAUUUACAGCACACACACCUUCAAAUGCCUUUGCUUAUAUCUUUUCUGGGAUUUAAUGUCAGGCGGUAAAAACAUUUUCAUAAAGUGAAGCUCUGCACAUACAGGAAAAGAUCAAAAAAGAAGGAUGUCCAACUUUGUUUGCAGCGGCUGCAAAAACCAGCUCUUAAUGAAACUCCCCCACAGCUGCACUAACUUUGAAGUUUUUUGUGUAAGCUUACAGAGUACAGUUUUAGAGACUAAUCAAGGUUUUGGACACUAAUCAGAUAUAAUUUUACACACGGCUAAAACCAGUGACUUCAUACAAAAGUGGCAACACAAUUAAUUUCACAGCCAUUUGAUUCAAACUUUGGUUAUUAUUAGAAAUCAUAUUCUGAUCCAAUUUAAUCAGAAUGAUUGAUCCUCCAAUUAACUCAAUACACUAACAGCCACACCAGCUCAGUCAAUUAAACCUGUUUUCAUGGCAAAGCAUCAAGUGGCUCAAGUCUAAACCGUUUUAGCCAGUCCAAUUUUUCAGCUGUCCUCUCUGGUAUCACAGCAUCAAGGUUCCUCUUUGUUAGUCACAGGACACAGCUGCCUGAGGACAGGUGCAGGAGAAACAACAGCCAAGACACUUCCAGUCCAAGGUCUAACAUCCGCUGUUCUGCUUUCAGCUAAUCAAGAUGAAGUCCUGCUGCCAGGACAGGCACAGCUGGACACGGCUGUUAGGAUGUGAAGUGAUUUUAUUUCCACUGCCUCAGAUCUGUGAGAAACUAAAUCUUGACAAUGAUAUAAUGUUGGCAUUCACAUUCCUGAUGUAACUAUUCUGCAGUGAACGCCGUGUGUCAGUCACUCUGGUAUUUUUACCUGCAUAAAUCAUGAAUAAAAAUACAUCAGCCACCUGGGAGUAUAGCAACUUCUCUUCCUUGUCAGAAGUGUUUAACCUUUCAACAAACGACACGGCUCCUUCUUCAGAAAAUUUCUGGCAUCUCUACCUGGGAGCUGUUUUUGUCUCUCAGUCAGUGCAGACGCAAUCCUCCUUCUCCGUCAAGCUCGGUGUCUCAGCUCAUCUCUGUACUUCACUCCCUAUAUCAGUCCAUGUCAGCUGCAGAUAGGGCUUAUACAAGGGACAGAUAACAAUCCCAGAAGGGCGCUGAGAGAGAAAUUGAUGCGCAUGAUUCAGAGUCUGCAAAAAAGAUAACGUAAAAAGGCUUCAAAGGGUUUCUCACAAGGUUAUGAAAGACGUACAGGAAAUUAUCAUAAAGAGAUGAGAAUCACAGUUUUUAUAUGUAUACUUCUGGUUCUAGUUACUCAUUUGAAGUUUUAUUUGAUAGAGAGGUGUCAUGUGUAUCUCCACAGGCACGGCCCUGAGCUGACGUUAGCAUUGGCAUUUCUGCCAGGUGUUCAUAAAAGGAAGAAAGUGACAAAAUCGUGUGUCUGCAGAGCAUAUCAAAACUAAAUAGUGUUUGCUCCUGAUAUUAAAGCAACUUACAAAAGGCAUCAACACACAGUUUGAUUCUGGCAGUGCCAAAAUCCUAGUAAAGACUGCUUAGAACUACCAGGAUUGCUGGGUUUUGGUGCUCUGACGUUCAGUCAGAAAACUGGAGGGUUUGCAGGGCAACAGAUGGAAUGACAGCACAGAGGAGGGAUAGGAAAUCUUGUCGCUUAAAGGGAUGUUUUUCCCACUUUGUCUUUUUUAAGUGUGUUCAUAUGAGGUACUUUUCACUACUAACUUUAUCACUACCAGGGGAUGAUAAUCUCAGCCCCCUUUAUUGAGAAACAGGGUGGGGAUCUGGCAUGAAAGCUGGGCUAUUAGUCCCCACAGAUGGAGUCAACUCUACUCAGCUGAUUUUGGGAGAAUUGGACUCAAAAGUGUGUGCUCUGUUUAGAAAAACUUCAGUGCCUCACUCUGUAUCAGAAAACCACUUUGUUGACACUGGCAAAACGUAAACUGACCUUUACAUUGAUUGCCUAAUCAGAGGGAAUAUAUUGUUAGGUGGUUGUGAGAAUGGGCAUUGAAUCAGUUCAAGUUGCCUGUCUGAAGUAGCUCACUGGUGUUUCUCCAUUCACUGUAGUUCGAGUCCUCAAAAGCCCUCUCAUGUUUCGUAGAGAAGACGAGUGAGAAUAGCAAUGCUUGAUUUGCUCAUGUGGUUUCCAUCACACAAAGCUGUUGUUUUCUCUGAGCUGUGUGUGUGUGUGUGUGUGUGUGUGUGUGUGUGUGUGUGUGUGUGUGUGUGUGUGUGUGUGUGUGUGUGUGUGCGUGCGCACGUGCGUGCGUAUAAAGACAUCAAGAUAGAUUUUUUUUUCUAUAAACAUUACUUUCACAUGACCACCUUUCACUUUUUGGACAACAGAUGAUAUAUCACUUUGUCCACAAGGGGCGCCAAAAUUGACACAAACCAAAAUCUCCCCACAGCAGCUUUAGGAACAACAUUUUUAUAACAUGUUGGGAUCAUGCAAAGCUACAUAUUUGUAAAUGAAAAAUAUAUUUUAUCUCUCAGUUGUUUGCUAGUUGGUUGUCAUUAUAAAAGAUAACUUGUGUUGCACUGACAGACAAGGACAUUGUGAGUAAAUGGGUUUAUCCAAACAGCAGCUUCAUGCACAUUCACUCUGUGUUUUUAUUCGUCAGGGCCAUUAUUCUGUCUUUUAAUUUCAUGCAGAGCUUCUUUUGAUGAGUGUGAACAACUCUGCUAAUAGUAAAAUGAUGACACGUGCGAACUGCCUUCUGAUAAAAGUCGUGUAAUGAGAGCAAAUUGUAUUUGUACAUCAGUAAGUUCAGGGUGAGGGCCAAAGAGAUGAGUGUAAUUUAAUUAACUGGUGUCAAAGUUUGAAUUGCAAAUGUGGUAAUAUUGAGCUGUGGUGUGAGAGACUCUAAAGAAACUGCUGAGUGAGUGGUGAGUGUGUAGGAGAUGAGAGAGGUUAAAUGAAGUAGAACAAGGAGAGGAGAGGAGAGGAUGGGGGGUUAGCAGGUUCAAGCUAAAUGUAGGUUUCUGAAUUAUUCACUGUCCCUGCUGGAAACAAGGCCAACCCUUCAAAGCCAUUUAGACAGUUAUCAUGACCUCAGAGAGACACAAGCACAUCAUUUAUACAUGUGUGUAUCUUGUUUGUUUUUUUUACCCUGCUGUCUUUCUUCCACACUUCCCCCUCAUCCAUUCCCACGUUCCUCUCCUUCACAUUCGGAAACCUGGCAGCUUACAGUCUCAUUCAGAUUAACAUCCUUUCAUGCUUUUAAAUGAGUAAAACGUGAUCAGCUGUAAUCCACAGAUCGAACCCAGAGAGCAGGGAACAUGCAGUAAUGAGUGUUUCAACAAGCGUCUGUUUUUGUAGAGCAGCUCCAGAGACACAGAGGAAAAGGCUGAGUCUGUCCAGCAGGUCUGCUCUUUGUGUCAGACUGAAAAAAAGAGAGAGUGAGAGCAGGUCUUUGUUAACAGGUUUCAUGAAGAAUUUCCUUUGAAGAACAGAAAAUGUAUAAACUCGAAUUCUUGACAGUGUUGACAGUGACAGUGUGUUAGGGCUGUCAAAGUAUACCGCUAUAGAACUGUAUCUUUAAUUAAAUUUCAAUGUUAUGCUUUGCAGUAACAGCCUGGGUUCACAGUAGGGCUGGGCGAUAAAACGAUAAUGAUAUAUAUCGCAAAUUAAUUUCCCUCAAUGUCAAUGUAAAACAUGGUCAAUAUGCUUUUCAAUAGUCUGCAUUCUGCCAUGUUUUGGUAGACUAUACGAAUAGCCAAUGAAAGGGAAGUUGCUCCAGGUCUGCUUUGCACUGAACUAAUCAUGUGCUGAAUUAGAGCCAAGUAGCAAACAACUGCAUAGUAGCAGGCUGCAGCUACACGCAACCAUAGCACUUUAACAUGUAAAGCCGACAGCACUGUUGGUGAGAAAAAAAACAAGUGCUACCCCCGGCAGAAAUGCAGAUGACGACUCAACAGAUGAUGACAUCGUCAACAACACUGACACGGAAAUGUUAGUGUUGUGGAGGUAUUUUGGUUUUUAAAGUCGGACAUGAAGCAGAUUAAUGUGCACUACAAAUUAUGUCGAGUACAUGUUCUUACAAACUCGGGCAGAGCAAGGAGCCCAUGGUGCCUGUGCAGCUGAAACAGCCGACCAUUCAGUCUGCUUUCUUAACGCAAUGCCUUACGACAAAACGUCAAAGAGACACAAAGACCUCACAGCUGUAGUAGCUUAUUGUAUUGCAAAAGACAUGCUACCAAUAAACACUGUUAAAUUUCUUUUUUUACACCGUGAUAUAUAUCAAUAUCGACUGAUAUAAAAAAAUAUAUCGUGAUAAACUUUUUCCCAUAUCCCCCAGCCCUAGUUCACAGUAUUGAACCUUUACAUAAGUUGCCACAUGUCUAAAUAGAGGAUAGACGCAAAAGAAGUAGCAGACUGCUAGCAAGCUAGAUGAGCAGCUUUUUCAGAGAUGAAUAGGCACCUUUAAAACUGAUGUUUAAGAUCUACUGUUUGCACCUCUUGGGGUUGCUAACCAGUUUAAUGCAUACUUUCAAUUUUUUUUCUAAAUAGUUUCCAUUCAGUCCUGUAAUUUAGGUCCAUUCUCAGCGUCCACACUCACUGACUUAAAUGUGCUUUCCCACUAAGUCUGUCUGGGCUGUCUCAUUGUUAAAUCUCACUCUCAAGUGUGUUAGGGAUCCCUGCCAGACUUUUGGAGCCCUUAAUGCACCCUUUCCGUAAGUGGGCACCUCUGCAGACUUUGUAUGAGGGAUUACCCAUAAUUCAUAGCAUUGUGAAGCAAUCACGAGAUUCCCAAGGGAAGCCUGCAAGGACAGAAGGGGAAAGGAAAGCCAUGACAAGGAAAAUUUUAAAGAAAGACAGUUACUAUGGAACAGAGAAGAGGCGCAACACUGACUCUUAAAAGAAUACAUUUGUCUGUAUAUAGAAGCGAGGAUAUCAUAAUUUUUUUGCCACUACUGAGGGCAACAAGAUGUUAUGUUGUCAGUGUUUUGUAUUGAUUUCCAGGCUUUGCAGCCUUGUGCACUCAAUCGCUUUCCAGGUGAUGUCUUUAAGUCUUUAAGGUAGGGUGACCAUACGUCCUUAUUUACCCAGACAUGUCUUCUUUUUGGGGGGGCUGUCCGGCUUUGUCAGGGGAAGUUUAUAAAAUCCUUCAAAUGUCUACGGUUUUGUACGUAAGUUUCGAGUUUGUGUCACGUGGACUUACUGAGUUAAAAGCGUGUGAAAGACUCUCGAUCCGACCCGGAAAACUCUUAAAAUGAACUUUGUGCGACUCCAUGACUGCGCCCCCAUGUAGUCGUGUCCUCUUUUUGGGAAGUCAGAAUAUGGUCACCCUUCUUUAAGGGCUCAGAGUUUAGGAAGGACAUUGAGAUUCAGCCAAAUGAGAAGUAGUAUUUUUCAAAAUAAAAGCAUGGUUUAACAAUGCAUUAAAUAAAGAAAUCUAAACACAAGAUCAACAGUAUAUCAAAACAAAAUCAUGAUAUGCUUCAUUUGUAAGGAUCCAAGGCAGUUUUUUGUCACAGGGCUGGCUGUGUGGAUAAUUCAUGAAUCUGAAUAUUGAUAGGAAUGGUGCCGUAAGUAAUUGCAUAUUAGUCAGUUUCUGAAAUGAUGUGUAAUUAUGAGGAAAAACUCUGACAUUGUGACAGUGUUGGGCUGUGUUAUUAUUCAACAGUGACUCCAGCAAAAAGGGUUUUCCUUUCUGACAAGUUGUGUUUGGUGUCUGCAGAUUUCCUGAAACACAUCUUGCACAACAUAGAUUAGAAAAAAUACAACAGGCUGCACCUGCAACCACGAUGAUGUCACGGCAGGUGUUUACACUCUGCUGUCACGGAUACAACACCUGCAGUGAUGUCACUGCUUCAGACUGAGCUAAAAGGCUCCAGACCACAUUUUUACAGACUGAUUCCAGCUCAUUUGCUGCAUGUGGAGGUUGCUCCAGGCAGUCAAGACAUUACAGAUUAUGGUAGUUGAAAAAUUCUUGCCCUACUUCUCAAAAAUUGAUUAGGCUUAGCCGGGAUCAGCAUGCAUAUAAGAUUACUAGAGUUCUGCUGAAGGAGUAUGAAAAGGGAAGGGAAAAUAACAAUGAGCACAUAAACACAAAUCUUGCAUCCUAUAUCAUCCCUCCCUGUACCCUCACAGGUUUUCUGUAGGAGAGUCUGCUGUUUCUGAAGUGAAGAUGUAAUGGCUGUCAGCCAGCAGCACAGUACACAUGCCGUCAGAUCAGAGUACCCUGUGCAUAUGGCAGAACAAAGAAAAUCUCGACACACUGUGAGGAGCUGUGGAGACAGUCCUUUGUGUGUUUUUCAAUGAUUUUCUUUAACUGUGCGAUCAGCUUUUUUAAUUACAUGUCAGAAUAAACAGGCCAGCCCAGUUCUGAGUGAUAGACGGGCACAUGUAUAAAGAACAUAUACCGCCCACAUAUACACAUUGUGCUGUGCAUGCCACAUAUACAUACAUAUAUACAUGCAUUUUUACAUACAUACAUACAUAAACACCACGUGCAGUCACUAGCAGGUGUUCAUAGCUCUUACAGCAACACAUGCCGUCAUGCUGUUCAGGAGGUUGUUGUCCCCCUCAUUAAAAUCCAGCAGAGACGCCAUCAAUCUUCUGAGAUCAAUAAGUGUUUUCCACCCCCCCAUCCACCCCUUUUUCUUAUUUUCUCCUUUUUUUUUCUAGAGCCAUUUUGCUCACUUUCUAAUGUGUGUGGAUUUCUGACUGUGGCCUCAGGUGGAUUUGUAAGGUUUGUUAUUGGGUGACCUUUAGUAAUGAGACCCAACAAAGACUGGAAAGCGUCUGGCGGAGCGAGGUUUCUGCUCGCUGCCCUUCAAUCCUUGUGUUGCUUUGUUGUCCAGCUGGUAGAGUGGACACCACCACCCAGUGGCAUAAAGAAGAACUGACAUUAAAAAUUCAUUACAACAGUAUUUCAGUGAAAGCUGAACAUGUUUUAUAUUUGCAAUAAAGUGACACUGUUUGUUUUGUGUAUUUGAACCAUUUGCUCUUGUUUGAAAAAUUCUAUUUCAGAUGUUUCAAAUAGUUUCCAACCUCAUCCUGACCAGCUAAACAUUAUUAAUUCACAUUCUGUAAUUUAUCUGAAAUAGUAUUCAGUGUCAUCAGGUAACUGUGAAUAAAUAAGAUUUGUUUCCAGUGAGUUCAUGCAUAUGAGUGUAUGUAUUGGUGUCCUACAAAGAGACUGUAAGAUAGAAGAAAGUCUGCAGUAAGUCAGUCUUGCAGGGUCUCUGUAGCAUUAAACAGCUGAGCUCUGGAGAUCAUUGUAAAACUCCUCGUAAAGGUUUAAAGGCUGAGUGUAACAAGGCCAGUUUACACAAAGACAGAGAAACGGGACCAAUGUGCAGUGUGAUUUUCUUCAAGCUGCCUCCUCAAUCUGUGUAUUUGUAACAAGUCAUUGUGUGUCUUUGUCUUCUAGGUUCACACCAGCCUGUGCUGCCCAGAGGUGGGUACAUGCGCUCCCCCUCGUGGACACGCUGCAGCAAAGUUGAGCCUCCCAGAGAGAGAAAGCACCACAGCGACUCAGACACCGUAGAGCCCUUAGUGAAGCUGGAGAGGCCGAAGCAGCUGUGAAAGCUGUGGUGAAGCAGCAGAUCAGUCGGGGAAGAAAGAAAGGGAGUGAGAGAGAGAGAGAGAAAGAGAACCCGGAGCAGAGGAGGCACAGCCAGAGUGGGACCACAAAGCGGACCAAGAGGCCUCCCACUGUGCACUGACAUAACGUUUCAUGGUGCUCAAGUUCAGGCUGAACUCUAUACAAAGAACUCUGUGCUCUAAUUUAAGAUUUUGAGAUGUGCAAUACACACUCUCUCCUCUCUUCUUCUUUUACACACACACACACUCAGUCAUUGUGUUUUUCAUGCAAGGGGCUUUUAAUGCACUCUGAGCUUCCAGGUGAUUUGAAGCUUUGUUUCUAAGUGACAGGCAAGGUUUUGAGGUCAGCCUCCAUCCUUACAGCCUCUCAGGGUGGGAAACAGCCAAAACAGCAAGAUUGGCUCAUAAUGUGUGUGUGUGUGUGUUGAAGUGCAGAAAAUGGGAAUCACGUUGACUUCCCAGGAUAUGAUAAGAAACACAAAUCAAUAGAGUGUUUUCAAGGUAAAAUGUCAUGCUGAGGCUGCUGCUGCUAAAUGUGUUGGCUUGAAAAUGUUACAGGGUUUUUUUUUCUUUGCCUGUAGUUCAGGUAACUUGAUCAGAUGAAGUGGAUGCAAGUCAGGCUCUUUAUAUCCUCCACACCUUCUUCAUCUCGAUGAAGAACGCUUCUUGUUGCCUAAAUUGAAUUUUGCACUUCUCACUGGACUUUAUUUACAGUGCCCUGAAGAAUUAUUGGCCUUUGGUGCAGACGACUCACAGAUAAACAGACCAAGUAGCAAGCUAGAUGCAGCACACUUUCCCUUGCUUUAGUUUUCUUUUGCAUUAUUGGUUUCAAAAAUGUUUUCAAUUUUUUAGAAAUAACUUUUAGAAAGAAAGCAACAAUUACUGCAGUAGUUGAUUCGUAUUUUCCAGAGUUGGUAGUUUGUGCCAUUUGAUAGAGAUGCAUCAAUACUUGAAGUUAGACGUGAAGGGAGAGCUGCACCAGUCGUGAGCUUUGCAUGAAUGCCAAAAAUACAACAAAGUGCCAACAAUUUUGUAAUCCUGCAUUAAACAUAUCUAGGCAAAGGUUAUAGCCGAUUACUUGAUUUAUUUAUCUCACCUCCAGCUCGUCUUCACCAGGAGUGCCAAUAAUUCUGAAAUGCUGUGACACGAUGGAUCAAAGUGACACUAGGAUGACAGGAGAAUAAAUACAGUCCUGAAAAAGUGUGU